AUGAACUCCGGAGGCCAGGGCUGCGCGCUCUCCUCGCUCUACGUGGGCGAUCUGCACCCUGAUGUGACCGAAGCCAUGCUGUAUGAAAUGUUCUCCCCCGUGGGCCCCAUCCUUUCCAUCCGUGUGUGCCGCGACGUGGCCACCCGGCGCUCGCUGGGCUAUGCCUACAUCAACUUCCAGCAGCCCGCUGACGCGGAACGGGCACUGGACACAAUGAACUUUGAGAUGAUCAAAGGCCAGCCCAUCCGCAUCAUGUGGUCCCAUCGAGACCCAGGACUUCGAAAGUCUGGUAUGGGCAACAUCUUUAUUAAGAACUUGGAAAAUUCCAUCGACAACAAAGCUUUAUAUGAUACCUUCUCCACCUUCGGGAGCAUCCUCUCUUCUAAGGUGGUGUACAACGAGCAUGGAUCUCGGGGCUUCGGCUUUGUACAUUUUGAGACCCAUGAGGCUGCACAGAAGGCCAUCAGUACCAUGAAUGGAAUGCUGCUAAAUGACCGGAAAGUCUUUGUUGGCCACUUCAAGUCUCGACAGAAGCGGGAAGCAGAGCUGGGGGCUCGGGCCCUGGGCUUCACCAACAUCUAUGUGAAGAACCUGCAAGUGGACAUGGAUGAACAGGGCCUGCAGGACCUCUUCUCCCAGUUUGGGAAGAUGCUGAGCGUGAAGGUGAUGAGAGACAACUGUGGCCAGUCCCGGGGCUUUGGCUUUGUCAACUUUGAGAGGCAUGAGGAAGCCCAGAAGGCUGUGGACCACAUGAACGGGAAGGAGGUGAGUGGGCAGCUGCUGUAUGUGGGCCGGGCCCAGAAGCGUGCAGAGCGGCAGGAUGAGCUGAAGCGCAGGUUUGAGCAGAUGAAACAGGACAGGCAGAACCGCUACCAGGGUGUGAACCUGUAUGUGAAGAACCUGGAUGACUCCAUUAAUGAUGAGAAACUGAGGGAAGCAUUCUCUACCUAUGGAGUGAUUACCAGUGCUAAGGUGAUGACAGAGAGUAACCACAGCAAGGGGUUUGGCUUUGUGUGCUUUUCCUCCCCAGAAGAGGCAACAAAGGCCGUGACAGAGAUGAAUGGGCGCAUCGUGGGCACUAAGCCUCUGUACGUGGCCCUGGCACAGCGCAAAGAGGAGCGGAAGGCCAUCUUGACGAACCAGUACCGGAGGCGCCUCUCCCGCCCAGUCUUGGGCUCCUUCCAGCAACCCACUAGCUACUUAGUGCCUGCUGUGCCCCAGUCUCCAGCACAGGCUCUGUACUAUGGUUCUGGCUCCAUAGCUCCCGUGCAUCCUGACCCCAGGUGGACAGUCCAGCCACAAGGACCUUCAUCCACCUGCCCUCCAGUUGCCUCAGUGGUGCAGCCACCAAGCACAUCCCAAUACCCCUGUGCUCACCUCAGCAGUGUCAGGCAAGCCUCAAGCCAGGUGCCUCACAUGCAGAGAGUGGCCAACAUUGGUACCCAGACCACAGGACCAGGUGGGGAGGGAUGCUCUAUUCCAGGCCGGCCUCGCCUGCCACACAGAGGCUCCUCAGCUGUAUACAAUGCCCGUGGGGUCCAGGAGCCGGCUAUGUACGUCCCUGGCCAUCAGCCCCUGACAGCGUCCAUGCUGGCUGCAGCAUCUCUUCAUGAGCAAAAACAGAUGAUUGGGGAGCGUCUCUACUCCCUCAUCUGUGAUGCCUACGCCCCCCUGACUGGCAAGAUCACGGGCAUGCUGCUGCAGAUGGAGAACUUGGAGCUGCUGCUCUUGCUGGAGUCUCCAGAGUCCCUCCAUGCCAAGAUAGAAGAGGCGGUGGCGGUGCUGCAGGCCCACCAGGCAGUGGAGUCAAUGGAAGGCUACACGAACUGAAAACUCUGGACGGCUGGGGGUGGCAGGAGUGACGACAGAGCAGCUGAGCCCAGGAGAUGCUGUGGAGAACCAGGCAGAGGCUGACUUUCAGAAACUGUGCUGCUGCUGCUGGCUUUGUUAGAAGCACCAAAGAAUUUGGUGAAGCUGAGCAGUCACAGGAGACAUCUGCUGUGUGAUUGGAAUGCUGUAGUGAAGGAGGCACUGUCGCACCAGCUGCCCUGCCUGGCUCCGUUCUGCCUGCCUGAAGGCCUGGCCUGGUGUGGUCUACUCCACCUUCCUAGCUGAAGACUGGGUAUCUUCCAUACUUUGGAAACAUUUAUUUUUUUCCUUCUCCCCCUCCUUCCUAGGUAAUGAACGUCUCCUUCCCUCGACUGCCAAGGGUACAGCAUCUCCUGCUCUUGGCUCUAAGGCCCUGGAAACUGUAACUUAUUUCCCUACCAGUCUGUAUCUGUAUCUGAGUUUUGGAUGUGGAAUGAAGACUGGCGAU
Messenger RNA from Nannospalax galili (Upper Galilee mountains blind mole rat), 2317 nucleotides. RefSeq names its product poly(A) binding protein cytoplasmic 1 like (gene Pabpc1l). The transcript is spliced from 14 exons. The record is from RefSeq and is a predicted model, not a curated record. Gene Ontology annotation, molecular function: RNA binding. Bases 1 to 1830 code for a protein of 609 amino acids. Gene Ontology annotation, cellular component: ribonucleoprotein complex. Lineage: Eukaryota; Metazoa; Chordata; Mammalia; Rodentia; Spalacidae.